This is a messenger RNA of Porites lobata, 26873 nucleotides long. Lineage: Eukaryota; Metazoa; Cnidaria; Anthozoa; Scleractinia; Poritidae. The record is from the annotation of a GenBank genome assembly.
AGGAGAAAAGAAAAUUACCGUAUAGAAGUGUGGUAAUGGUUGCCCGCUGAAUUUGAUUGUUUUCGCAGACGAAAUCAUGAGUACAGCGAAGCGAAAGAAGCGAAGUUCGAGGUAAGCAUGUUUGUAUUUUACUUUCGGGUUUUGUUCGAGGUUAUAAGGUGCUAGGAAAUAGAGUUAUAGUAAACGUGCGGAGGGAAUCCCAAAUGACCCGGAGUGUUACGUUCAACGUGUCUGCCUUUGAAAUCUCGAUCAGCAAAAAACCACUUAUAAUUCGAUUCUUUUCAAUUACGCUGCCACACUGAUAAAUCCUUUGAGAAGAAAUUUCGUUUUGUUUUUCAUCAUUUGAACGUUGUAUAAAUCUAGAGCGGAUUUUACAAUCUUGCAGUCGCAAUGGAAAUGUGAGCAAGCUUACAUGUAUACCCUAGCCUUUUCCGGUGUAUGUUUCCGAAUGCCUGCCUUUCAAAAAUGUUCGGAUUUUCGCUCCCCGCGAAGAACACAACUUUAGCUCUUCUCAGCAAUGAUAUAAACAAACCCACCAACUGGCAAGUACGUAAAUUUCGCCGCAAUCCUGUCGGCGAUUGAAAAUAACCUGCCAGUUGAAUUUGCAUUCAAUUCGUCAAAUGACAUUGUAUUACUACAGACGCCGAUGAUGCCCGCAACUUUGACAACCUUCGAGUUCGUUUCUAUUGUAACAACUUAGGUUGGUUUGCUUUGAAAUGCGGUCUUCCAAGGCAAAAACAGUUAGAGGGUGUUCAUUUUGUGCUUGAAUUGCCCGCUAGUGAGGACGUUUGUCUCGUCGAUUUUAGUUUAAUAUAUCUGAUGUUCUGUGGCGCGGCAUAUUAAGUUGUGUAUUUCUAGAGAUGUGACCUUUGACAGGACAACAUACUUUUACUUCAGCAAAAGCGAUAGAAAUAAAUGUUGUGGUGAAAUGAACGAUUUUAAUAUUUACUAGACAGCCGAAAAAUGAAAGAACAGUUUUCGUGCGCGAUGUGAAAGCGGUCCUCUACAAAGAAACGCGCGAAAGCAAACUUUUUCUUGGACGGAAACACAAAGAAUCGCUCCGCCAGAAAUUUACCGCUCGAUUACGGCGUAAGUCUACUUACUUUUUCUCAAAUCAGUAUUUUUUUAAGGUCGUGGUAGUAAUUUAUUCAAACAAGGUCUCCUUCUGUGGCAAACUAAAGCUUUUGUUUGAAGCAGGCAGACCCGCCAUGUUUGUCUUUGCGAGAUCGAGGUGAUGGUCAAAAUUUUUCUCCCGAUGCACGGAAUCAAUUUCUCGCGAUCUACUGGUCGAAAUGACAUAUUUCUUUUUUCUCCAGAUUCUUUGAAGCUUCCAGAAGCGUUUUGUAACGUUUUAGUGGUUAAUUUCGUUUUAUUUUACGUGCAUCGAGCUCCUAUAACUUUGUCCUCUAUGACCAUAAUAAUUUGCGACGGAGAAAAACAAUUCUCAGGACGAUCUAUAUUAUUCCAAGCAUUUUGUUGCGGUUCUCAACAAGCCGUGCUUGACAAUUGAGAACUACUCAAAUUUUGUAUCUGAAAAGAUCGAUUUAAGAACGGGAUUUCUAUGGAUAGGGGGUCUCCGAAACCUUUACAACGCUUAACGCGCAAAACAUUGUACAUUUUUCGAAUGUUUUUAUCAAUUUACAUAUUCAGCUGGCUUGUCGAAUAAUUCUUUCCAUUUUCUUUUUCAUGGGUGAUACACAUGUCCUUUAUCUCUGGUGAGCGUCCCUCGAUUCUUAUGCAAAUUUUCCAUGAAAGUCUUACAUUCUAAGGUUCAAGAGGCUGGAAAAGCAGAUUCCGUGAGUCGAGGUGUGAAAUCGACAUCGCUUUUGGAAGUUCUGUCACGGCGAAAUUUUCAACCCGGCUCGGGUAGAUCGUAGCCUUGUUACGGCUACCUAGUGUGCUUCACGCCUUAAAUGCUCUUUCCACUUUUAAAAAAUAAACAUCUUUUGUUAGUGGCAUCGCUAAGAAACACUAUGCACUUUCCCGUGUUUAUGAAUUUCUUGUGUCGUAGAAAAAAAAAAAAGAGAGAUUGCGGUCUAAUUUUUGCCCUUCAAGGUCAGCCCUAAGAAUCGUAGUAGUAUCUAGAUGGCAUUUUGAAGUGUAACUCCACCAGGUUCUUGUCUCCUUUCCUGGUUUUGGGAAUUGUAAACCGGGAAACCGUUAGACAUGACAAGCUUCAAGUGCCUUUAAUUAAAGAAGCGGACACACAAUUUACAUACACAGGAUUUAAGCAAUUUUUUUUUUCGAAGUCGAAUGUCCGAUGUUUUUCUUGUGAUUUCUUUUAAGAAUGCAUAGCUGAGUGAAAUGUUUUGAGAACUGAACGUUAUGUACAUUACAGUAUUUGAUAUAUCAGUAAUUUGUGACAUGAUAAAAUAAAAAUCCUUGUGAUGACAGCCCCUCAAAAGAGUUGGCAGAAAGAAUGUUAAUAAUGUAUUGAUAGGUUAAAGGGUUUGCUUUGCGAGCCAAAAACUAAUUGAUUUUCCGAGUGUUUUUUGUGGUAUCUUUAUGCCCAAUCACGUCCUGUUCAACCUCAGUAGCACUGUGCAACUGCUGCCAAAUGUGAUUUCAGUUGAAAUUGUCUAUUGUGGCUGUACAUUCACAGAAGAAAAGAGAAAACAUUCUGUGUCAAGUUAGUUUGAAUAAUCAGCUAAUGAGCUUAAGAUGUCCAAUCGGUUGUGCCUCCAAUGAUGUCUGGACAGGAGUUUUUUAUUAUUAUUUUCCAUAAGUAGGAUUACCACAGAUUUCUUGUCACUCCAGUUGUACGUUAGGCCUAAGGCCUUAUUCCUUGACUGGUAUUAAAUGACCACAGUUUGACUUCUCCUUGUUUCUACACAGUUUCAUUUUUUGAGAUAACAUUUUUUUAUCAGUUGAAUAUCAUAUGAUAAGCUCAUUGCAUUGUCCUAUCACAAGAAUGACAAUGACCUAGAGGGGAAAGUAUGCCAAAACUCCAUAAGGCCUUCUCAAUUGUUAACUGCCUCCUUCUCAAGGUUUUUUAGAUUACUUAGUCUUGUUAACAGUGGAUGAACGUUAUUCAUUUUUUUGCAUUGUGUCAUUUUGUUGCUUUCCCUUUUGUAUCACCAAUUUUGCCUGCCUAAUUUCACUCAAAUGAGCUGUUACUAUGCUGAUAUAACAUUGUAUAACUGUGACAAAGAACGUCUUUGCCUUAGGCAACUACUUUCUCGCUUUUAUGGCAAAUUAAUAUGUCUUGAACUUGACAUUAAAUACAUUGUCUAUAGGGAUUGAUGUUUAACCCCUGCAGCGCAUUUUUCGAAAACCCAGGAUAAUUACCGGGUCCAGAAAGAUGUUUUAUGUUUCCUGUGAUUACCUUCAAGAUCAAAGUUCUUUUAGUUUUGAAAGUAAUACAGCAAGCCAUUAGUCAUUCAAACAAAAUUAAAAAAGUGAAUACUUUGUCGGCUAAGACUGACACUAUUACGGUAUUAUGUAAUUUAUAGAUUUGGGUCUGGAAAGUUACGAAGACUUUUGAGAAACAGGAGCUCAAUGAGUUUUUUUCCUUUCUCAUUGAUCAAGUUUAUUUUGCAAUCUGUAGAUUCUGUUGCCUAAGAACAUAUGUUACAAAUGUGAAUAGCUACUCUCUCAGUGGAAUGGUCAUUAUUUAGGUUCAUUUUCUCUACCCAAACCAGGCUUUUCAUUAAGACUUCUAGUAGCAGGAGAAAGGUGUAACGUUACGGGAGAAUAUUCUGAUUCAGGCUCCACAUCUGAAAAAAAAAUAGUCAUAGGCUACUCAGUGUUAGCCGGAGAAAUCUGCGUAGUAAACAGAGAAUUCUCUGAUCUCCAAUGGCUGAUGAACACCAUGUAUAGUGCAUUCAAGACUACUCCUGUUCAUUGUCUUUUGGAAUUUUUUUUUUUCUUGGAACAUCACAGACUGAGUUACUGAAUAAUGACAGUGCAUGGUCAAAAAUGUCUGGAGUGAAUUUCAGAAAUUUUUCUUUAAAAGUUACAAUAAAAUAUUUGGCUUUUGUACUGUACACGAAGUUCUCGUCUCCACAGAAAGAGGGGUAGCCUUUUUACUACAUGUACCUCCCCUUCCCCAAACAUAAAAAUGUGAUGUUUGUAGAAAAUAUAGGAUAGUACUUAAUAAAAGGCACCCGUACAAUUUGUCUGGCAUUGUAAGCUUCAUACAGACAAAGUAUUUUGGUGUUUACUUGUUUAGCUAGACAUUAUUUUAUAGUGUAUGUCUAUGAGUUUUAUUACCCACAUUCUGUGACUGGACAAUGAGUAGGCCAUAUGUUUUACCCCACUACUUGCUUGCACUCUGUCUUUCUCCACAGACAACCCAUAGAUAUAAUAAAUGUUUCGUCAGUCUAAUUUUUUCUUAGAUUUAUGGUGCAUAGAUUCGUGUUUUGGCCUUAAAUCCUCUGGUUUUUACAUGAGAGCUGGCCAAUACAUUUAUAUUAUUUAAAUACGUCUAAAGGGCAGCAUGCAUGAUGUUACUUGGGGUGUUUUUAAUUAUUUCUAUAGCUCCUGAUUGUUUUACAAGUGGUGCAAUAUAAUUUAUAUUAUUUUAAAUUAAAUAUUUAUUUUUUGACAGCCUCAAGGGUUCCCUUAAUCCUUCCAAACGUCAUCGUGACCGCUUCAACAUUGAGUUGGAUAACCUUGCAAAACUGCUUCCUUUCCCACAUGAUGUGAUCCAGAAAUUGGACAAACUCUCCAUUCUCAGGCUGUCUGCCAGUUAUCUCAGAGCAAAGAAUUUCUUUAAAGGUAUGCCACACUGAUUAUUGAUUUUUCACUAUCAUUUUUACUAUAAAUUAGAAAAAAUCAUCAACUUAAGAAUAAAGAGAACAAAAAAAUGACCAUCACCACCACAUACAGUAAACCGUUGUUCCCCCCGGCUGCUAUGAGAGUGAUCCCCAGUAAUAGUGACCAACAACAAUUUUCUCCUAACAAUAUCCAUACAUUGUCAUGAGAUGAGGUUAUGAGAAUUAAUAAUAUGAUCACCUAAGAGAAAAUACUUUGAUCUUUUAUCAAAUUCCUUUGACUAGUUCUUAGGAAAAUGUAUAGAGAUCAGUUUGGAGAAUUUGUAAGUGGAUAUUGGGGCUUAAAGGGUUAAAAGAAAAUGGAACCAAAGUGACUUCCUAGCUGUUCAACUCCCCUCCUACUAAUUACAUACACCUGGCAACGUGAAGUUUUAGUGACAGUUCCGCUUGCCUCUUUAGAGGCCCUCUUAAGGUUGGUACACAUAUCCCUAGUCUAAAUUCCAAAACAUGUAGUUUCACGAAUUGAGGAGGAAGUAAUGUGCUGUCACAGUUUCAGCCAUCUUUGUGUCAUUUGUCACUGUUUCGUUUGCCUUAUGUCAAUGUUUCAAGACCAUGUCACUCGUCAAAAUUUUACCCCAACCAAGCCUCUUUAUGUUGACAAUUAAAUCUUAGUUUUUACAGAGGACUUGAUUGCUGGACACUCUUGGGUUCAAAGCUUUUAGGUUUCUCACAGGUUUUUUAGGAGCACAGCUUAGUGGGUAACUCUCUAUUAUAGAGAGAUUCACUUGUUCAAAGAGCUACCAAAAGUGCGGUCUUACCCAUUAAGACAGGCACUCUGUCAUCUUAUUUUGAGGAUUUUUUUUAAACUUCCAAAAUUGCUUUGAAAUUGAAGGAAAAGGUAAAAUAUGGAUCUACUAAAACAGAAAAAAAAAUAUUGAAGGUAGGAAGCUCCAUUGACUGUAGAGUGAGAACUAGAGCCAUGUACGUGAUACAAUGUUGACAUUUAAUAUCUGGGAGGAAACCAUUCAUAAACUCCAGGUUUCUUUAUUACAUGGUUAGAAAAUAAUAUAAAAAACAACAGUCCAGCCUGAUGCCUAUUUCUGUACAGGAAAUAAUACUUCCGGACAAACUCUUUAUACUUGGUGAAAUACAUUACUGAAAAGCCAUUUGAAAGGGCACGUUAAGAGAUUUUUUAAAUCUCUUUAGAAACGUAGAGAUUGCAUGUCAUUUGGGACCAAAGCAACUGUCUGCACUUACAACUACCUUGUAAAAUAUAUACAGUCACUUCAAGUGACUCAUUUUUGUGGAACCUGCAUGUAAUAUCAUGAAUUUUACAGUUUAAAAAAAUUGUUGCAGAAAUUAAGCCCCCCUCAAGAGAAUCCAUUUGAAAUAAUUCACCCCUCCCAGUCAUUUGUUGUACACUGUUGAGACAUUAUGAUACUCUAUUGCGCUCUUCUUUGUAAGCAUAAGGCUGUGUGUUUAUGCUAAAGAACGUGUUUACAUGUAGAGUCAUUUUGAAUUUAAGUCUUUUGAGAUCUGUCUGUUUUUUCAUGUAUUUUUUUUGUCUGAAAUUAAAUGCCAUGAGAGAAAAGGUAGUAAUGUUGAAGGUAACAUUGUAUGCAAUGCAAAACUGUCAUUUUGUAAUUUUUUCCUUUUGGAAGAUUCAUUUCUGUAGUUAGCUUUUUCUCCACAACACAAGGGUCUCAACUGGGUCAAAUAUCUCCUUAAUUGACUUGUAGAAUAAAAGGACUUUAAACCUUGGCUCACUUUCAUGUUUGAAAAACAAUAUCAUCCUUAAUCAAAAAAUUGUAACAUGGAAAGCAUUAUAUUUUAUAUCGUAUUAUUGGCCACUCUGGAUAUUCAUUUUUCAAUUAUCCCUUAAAGACUUAAUCAAGAUCAAACACAGCAACUUUAUUACAGCUUGUCAUUUCAAAAAAUAUAAAAGUUUAUUUUCUUUUGUUUCGAUCUACUUAUCUACAACCUUGAAAACAUUCCAAUAACAUUUGCCUGUUGUACUUGUAAUUGCUCUGAUAUUGGGAUUUUCAAGUCAACCACCAUGCUAUCAUGCUGUAAACAUGUACACAGACAGAAACCUGUAUUCCUCAGAUGUUAAUUCUUAUAAAUUUAUUUUCCAUCGUAGGUCAACAAUGGACAGAAGACAACCAAGUUGGAAAAGUUGUAGAUGGGAAUGCAGAUUUUGAGGGCAAUGGAGUGUUUUCUAAACUUCUUUUAGAUGUGAGUGUUGUUUACUUGUAUUGAUAUUAUACUUGAGUUAACUUUCCUUCCCGUGCAAAUGAUCAUUUUUCAAUCAUUCCACUUGAGUGCCUGGUGGUUGUGAUCUCCAUUCCUGAGAUUUUGUUUUAAAAAAAGCUUACAUCUGAUGUCUGUUUGUCUCGCAAUAUUGAAUUAGUUUUCAAAGUAAUUGUGGUGUCCGUGAUUGCCUUGAUUUAUUGUGUUUAGAAUGUGCAUAACAAUACAAUAUUUCAUUUCUUGUUUAAAGAAUAUAAUAUAGUUAAAUCAAACGACAAAAUAUAAUUUAUUAUUCAAAACUCAUUAAACUCAGUUUUGUUUAUUUCCAUCUGUCUUGGCUUUAAUUUUAACACUGUAAAAGUAGCACUUUUAUUUAGAAAAUAGUUUCAAGUAUUUCUUGUUCAACAUCAUCAUUUGAUUGCACGUUAUAGAUGUUUUUUAUUUUUUUUUCAAAAACCUUUUUAUUUCAAACUUAAACCCUAAGAUAUAGGAGAAGUGCUCUGAAUUAAUUUCACUCCGUCUUAAGAUGAUGUAGUUAAAUAUUCGUUUAAGUAUUUAUUUUGUUGGCUUCAUGUCUUGGAGCCAAAUUAAAUUCUAUUUUUGUCCUGUCACUUUCUUAGGCUUUAGAUGGCUUUGUCAUCGUACUCACGAGGGAUUUUGAGGUGUUUUAUGCAUCAGAAACUGUCCAAGAUUACUUAGGACUUGCACAGGUAAAUACUUAUUGCAAACAAUUUUUUUUUAAUUUCAAUGUACAGACCUUUCCUUCCUCGUCCCCCCACCCCCCAAAGAAAAGGUGUAAGACAAAUAAAAAAAAUGUAGCUGCUUAUCUUAAAAUUAGAGAACUUCCAUGACAUUGUAUUGAGUCAGUGAGCACAAAAUUGUCUUCAAAUUGAAAGAAAUGUUUAAAUAUUAGUUUUAAUGGCUUAAAGUAGAAAAAUGCAAUUUAAAGAGGUAUUCUUAGUCUAUAAAGGAUUAACAGAGUGUUAAGUUGGAAGAGAUUAACAAGGAUUAAGAAAGACAAAUUCAAGUUUUCAUAAUUCAAAAACAGUGCUGUUCCAGGUCCUUUAAGCCAUCCUUAUCUGUCAGCUGUGGUUGUCUGUUUCCUGGGUGGCAAAGGCCCAAGAUUAUGUUAUCAAUAACAUCUUACUAAUAGUACAUUUGCCAAAUGAAGAUGGAUUUUCUAAAGAUGCAAUGAUGAAUAUUGUUAGAUCGCUUUCAGUAUCACUUAAUAUGUGAGAUUAAUGUAGAUUAAUGGCUCAUGUUGGCUGUUAAUUGCCAUUAACUUUUGGUUGGUUCCUAUUUACGUUUUGUGUGAGUGCUUAGUUUUAUAUUAUAUCUUGAGAUGUGGCUGAUAACAGGCCCUGUUGAGGUAAAAUUCAAACAAUCAAAAUGGCCUUUAAACCGCAACGUAAGAUUACAUGUAGAUGAAAUGGCAACAAAUGACAUAAAGAUGGGUUACAAAUAUCGACAGGGGCAGGGCCUGCUCUUCAAAACAUGGAACAACCAUGUUUGAAAUUCAGAUUAGUGACAUAUGUAACCCCUUCCCCUCCCCCUAUGAGGGCCUCUGAUAGAUGCAAGUUGAUCCUGUUUUCUUAAGGUCUCGGUAAAUGAAAAUUUUAGUACAUUGCUCGAUUUUGUUUUUUUUGGAUUUUUGGCAUGAGUGGGUCCUAAAUUUUAUUUUGGCAGAAAAAGAAAAUCAGAAAGUGCUUUUUAACCGUUCUAAAAUGAGCCUUUUCUGCGCUAACCAGCCAAGCGUGGACCUCGCGCUAAAUCUUUAGAGCUGAUUUUCUCUCACUCUAUUUUAGACGCAAAAAUCAAAAUUCUCCGACCUCCAGUCGGGACAGGUUUUAAGCUAUCGCUUUGAAACUUUCAGAUACGAUGGAUAAUGAUAUAGACUCAAAAAGGGUGUGAGGAAUUUUCCGAUUUCCCUUUGUAACUCAUUUUAUGUCAGUUUCUUUGCGUAAAUCGCGCUUGAGAUUCGACUUUUUAGUUUGAAAUGCAAUAAUUCCGCUAAUACGAGACAUAUGCAAAUUUCCUCACACCCUUUUUUAGGUCUUUUAUCUGUCAAUCAGACGCAAUAAAAAGGAAGUGAAUAUUUAACAACGCGAAAGGGCUGGAGCUUCAGCAGUAAACUCGAUACCUCUGAGUUCGAGAGCAAAAAACUUAAGCGCCUUUUGAAAUUCGAUAAAAUAAAAUCUUUUAUAAGGUAAUUUAGUCUUUUAGCUUUAAUUUGAUAUAUAACUUGCCUUUGUAGUGAAAAUACUCGCGCGACUAGAAUUUUUUUCUGUGGGCACCUCGUUUUCCUUUACCGAGACCUUAAGUUAGUGAUUAAAAUUCAAAUGGUUGUUUACAAAUUUCAGCUGUAGAAUACAUGUACAUGUACUCUCUUUGUUAUUAUACCGCUGUGAAAAGUCAACAAAACAAACCUCUUGGUUAACAAUCUUUUGUUAUGGCUGUGUACUGUUGUUCUAGCAGGUUUUCAAUCCUUGGGUGAAAUUCUUAGGGUUUGUCCUGUGGUGCUGUUUAUUGUGCUGCACUAGGUGGUUCUGACUUUUGACUCCAUGGAUAAAUAAAUGCCUGAAGCGUGAUCAUUUAAAUGACCUCAUAAAAUACUUUCUUGUGGUGCUGUUUACCACACUUAACUUGCUUAGCUUUGGUUGACAUGUAACAGUGCUACCAGUUAGUGCUUUACACUUUAAGUUCCCAUAGUGACCAACAGAAAUUUUCUCCUAACGAUAUCCAUACAUUGUCAAGAGUAAAGUCUAUGAGAAUUAACAAAAUGAUCACAAAGAAUCUCAACUAAAUUCUUUAAGGAAAUGUAUAGAGAUCAGUGUGGAGAAUUUGUAUGUGGAUAUUGGGGCACUGAGGCUGAGAGGAAUCAAGGAAAAGAAAUAAAUUUUUAAUGAAUCUCAAUGCGAUUCUUUUCUUUUAAACUCCUAAACCAUGGAACCAAGUAUCAGUUUAAUAAUAUUCCAAAAUGGCCUUUUGCACCAUAGUUUUAUUUUGAGAUUUACAGGGUGAUUCUAAGAAUUAUUGCAUCUGAGGGCUCUAAAAAAAUCUUGAAUACAAGCUUGUCCAUUGGCAAGCAGCUCUAAAAUUUUGCUUGCCUGAGGCCACUUCUUGCUUGUCUUAUAGUGAAUGAUUUUGUUAGAGGACAACUCACCUGGUUCUUGCCAAUUGGGCAAGUAAGCUUUAAAAGUAACUUGCCCUAGGAAACUGCCCACUUACCCCUCCCCUAAACUAACACUAACACUUCCUUCUCACUUAGGGCAAAAUGAUGGCUUAGGGGAGGGGUAGGUGGGCAAUUUCCCAGAAACAUAAAGUGAUCCAAAAAAUCUACUAUGUCGUGGACUACUGGACGGGACUAUUCUCCAGCCCUGCAUCUGCUAACUGUGGCUUUUUUAAUGCUCUGAAAAGGUCAAAUUAGUACCUUUUUUCUGAGAUUAAUAGGAUUAAUAAAAGGUCAAGGAUUAGUAGCUUAAGAUUAGUUUCUUCUAAUCCACUUAUAUUAGUUAUGGCUGGUGUUUUCCUGAUCUGAUUGUUCAGUGCGGAAGAUCUGAUAUGCACAAGAGGAGGUUAUUGCUGGAUGUAGGGUGGCAAUGUCUAUAACCUCUUCUCUUUUAUUUGAGUGUUUAUACUUAACUCUUUGACUGCUCCUCCUAAUAACAGUCAAUGCAAGAACUUCACAAAAAUUCCAAAUUUUGUUUUGUAAAAUCGUAAGACAAAAAAAGCACCAUGUGCUACAGUUCUUCCAAAAAGGUUUCUUUUGAAUGUUCACUUUGUAGGAUUUUUUCUGUAGAUUUAAAAGGUAGUGGUGACAAAUUAUCCUGCCAUAACAUGGGGUUCAUUUGACGGUGGGUGUGAACGAGAUAAGGGUCUAAUCUGAAGGUUAAGGACCAUGAGUGUAUACCUUUAGAUGCAACAGUAAUGUAGGCUAAUGUCUCUGUUCUAGACAAUUUAGAAUGUUCACACCUUAAAAGUGGUUGAUAGUGUAAUAAUUACUGGAGAGCUUUAGAUUUGAGGAGAGAACAGUACCAGAAGGAGAUCUAACUUAAAGUUUUUGUGCGUGUUUAAAAGAAAAAGACACCCCAGAAGGCUUCAAUGUACUUUUUUUCUCCAAAAAAGUUAGUACUGUUAUUUACUGAAGGAGGCUAGGCCUCUCCUGAUAGCAGAAUGAUAAAACUUCUUACAUUUGAUAACUUGUUCCCACCACUAAACUCUAGAAGAAUGACAACAGCUAUCAUGUUUUUCUGCCAAAAUGACGCUGGUUUACCCGUGAGCAAUACUCAGUAUAGAGAAAAUAUUGUACUCAUAGUCGUACUUGUCUCAGAAUCUAAAGGUCUCUGCUAUCGUUUUUGUGUCCAUCCCUGAAGCAUGGUAAUUUUUGUAGUACCUACAGCUGUAGUUUACUCUUCAAGCUUUAACUGCCACUUUUUACCAGUGAAAAUAAUGUGAAGGUCAGGCAGUAAAAUCAACCACAAGUUUGUUGCCAUUCCAUCCCCAUUCCAUCAUGUUUUGUUCACGUGCUUUUGAAACUAAGGAGAAAACAUGAAAGUUACACGCUACCUCUUAAGCUUGGACGGUGAAAACAGUAAUAAAAAGGCCUUCCCAAAUGACAAUCGUGAAAAAAUGUUGAUUUUGCAUCAUAAUUCCAACAUUUCAAAAGUGACACAUGGAGACCAAAGUGUUGAUGUUUCAAUAGUCAAACUAUGCCCUAAAUUUGUCACCCUUCAGAGAUGAUACAAGUGGUGGUAACAGCAACAAAGAAGUGUUGUAUUUUGAGGAACAGGAAGUCAUUACUUUUUAAUAUAUAACCACAUGGUUUGAAUUUUUUACCUGGUUCCUUAAAUGUGACAAUCCAGUUUUGGUUCUCUUACUGUGUAAAUUUUCCUAUUGUUUCUCGAAAUGUUUGAAAUUCCAUCACAUUAACAGGGAUGUUUUUGUUUCAUUUUAUUAUGCCAAGGUCAUCACCCACCCCCCAAAUAGUUGAAAGGCGAUAUUCAAGAAUGCAGUCUGCAUUUAAAAUGUAACAUUUGAUUGAAAGUUCUUAUUCGCAAGGAAAAUGGACAACGUUAAAAAGUUUAAGUGUUCAUUGGAGUGUCUUCAUCUCAAAAGAAUAUCACCCACAGAAUUAAUAGUGGAAGUGCUUUGUUUGUUUAAGAAAUGCCAUUUCACUAAAUAAACAAAUGAAUGCUCACAAUUGGAGAUUAUCAUUCACUUACCUGAGUAUCAUUCUCUUCCUUGUAAGAAUCAAGCUUUGGUGAAGUCAUUAACCUUCAACAAAAUUAUAAGAUUGUGUUUUUGAUAAAGAAAGUAGUAACAUUUUUCCAUGUUAGUAAAGCCAGUAGUUUGUUUACAUUUCUGGUUCUAGAAAAUGUCAUUUCUUGUACUAGGAAUGUGCAUAUGUUUUCUGUUUUCUUUCUGAUGGAAUAAUAAUCUUCCUCUUAAGAGGAGAUCACCCUAUCUGUUGAGUCAUUAAAAAGUAUCCAGGCUUCAAAAACUCAUUAAUAUUCAGUAGGCAUAUAGUCCAAUUAUUGACUUCGCAGAUUUAAUCAUGUGUAUUUAACAAUUAUUCCACCAGUGCACAGUGGACAUGAGAUGGUAGUAUGAGAUUGUAGAUAGCCAACUCGGCGCCAAGCGCCUCUAGUGCCGAGUUGGCUAUAAUCAUUUCAUAUCCAACAAGCGCGAGUGGAAUAAUUGUUUUAUUAAAAAACACCCACAAAAUAUAGAGAAUUCUUUCUGGCUUUAUUUGUGCAGAUGCGUACAGUUACGAUAUUUGGAGAGCAUGGUAUAAUGGCUCAUAUACCAUGAUGGCUAAGCCAAUCAGAACUCUAGAAUUGCAUUAUCCAAUGAUUUAGUUUUUAGUAAAGACCUUUAUACUUGAUAAGAUUCUGCAAACUGAAAAGUCAGGCUUUGAAUUCAGUCUCAGGGGAAAUGUGAGGUUGAAUGACUGAAUCAGUGGAAUACCAGUGUAAAUUUUAUGUAAAGAAUACCUAUAGACAUGAAAUUUAUAUAUUGACAGUCCUCCUAAUUUACAAAUAAAUGAACACUUAAAAAUUUGACAAAAUUAAUCUCCCAGGAAAAGUUCAAAAAAUUUUUCCUCAUCCUUAACUGAACAAAAAAAACCGUUGACCAGUCAGAAGUUAUUCUAAAACGAAAUACAAAGUUUUCUAACCAAAAAAGCACCAAGCAGCAGUCCAUGUUACCAUUUCAAGAAGUAAUGGGUGAAAUUAGUGACAAGCAACGAAAUAAAAUUCUUACCAGUUUGCAAUUCUGUUAAUUAUGCCGUGUCGCAGUUACAUUUAGUGACACUCUACACAAUCAAUUUUUUCCUCUUCUGUUGUAUUAUGUUUCCUCCACCGUUAUAAAUUCUGAAAAGUUCUAACCUUUUUUUCUUUUUUUCCAGGCCAGUGUAAUUCAUCAAGAUUUCCUGAGGUUUAUACACGUCGAUGAUCAUGACCUUAUCAGGAAAAAUCUGCAACCAUUUCCAGAAGAUGAAGAGGAACAAGUAAGAGAGUAUUAUUCUCUAGAGUAACUUGUGAACAGGCUCGCAGAGCAUCUGCUGACACUUUAUUCCUCUCUUCUCCCGUUUCCUCAAAGACAGCUAGUUUUCAAAGUGACAACCAUUGCUUUAAUGCCAACAUGCAGGUUGUUGUGAUGAAAAAUAUUGUGCUUACUGUUUAAGCUCAUGUUUGAUUUCCAGACUCGGCAUGGUUGCAAAGUCCUUUUGAUACAAGGCGAUUCAAUACAAGUUAAUUUAGUUGAGGUGUAAUAUUAGUUUCACGUCCUUGGCUUACAAAGAAUAUUCACCCAAAAUGUUCUUCUUGUUCACAUGCAAUCUAUACUUGAAGUGAACAAAAGUUUUGUGCAAUUUCACUGCUUGGAUUGUAUCAAAACGACUUGUACCAAAACAACUUUGUAUUGAAACAACCAGUUUACAGAAUCAUACAUGGGACAACUUGUAAGCUAAUAUCGGUCUUUUCCAGUCCAUCUCCAAACACCAGCAUUUCUAAAUUCCAAUUCGGCUUGUUUGAAAAAGAAAAACAACAGUCAUCUUGUGAGAGCCAGUGACACCUACAGUUGUAAAUGGGUAAUCAGAAGCAGGGAAUUAACACUUCCAGAACUGGGCCCAAUCUUUAAGGUCUUAAGAGUGACUAACAUCAAUUUUCUCAGGUAGAGAUCCAUACCGGUUUCCACUGUUUUACGCAAAUCGGUCAGAUUUUUCAUAAUAAAUGUAUUUUUAGUAAAAAACUUUAAACCUUCCAAGUUGAAAUCUGAAAAAUGGUUUGGACAGUCAGUAAAUAUCCUGUCUGAAUGAAUCAUAAACCCAGGAAAGGGGCUUUAGGGAGUUAAAAUCCAAAACAUUUACUAGGGGAUCGGGAGCAUGCUGCCAGACCUCCCUAGAAGUAGGAAAUCGGUCGGUAUUUAUUCUAGAUCUGCGCCUGUUUCUCCUAACAACAUCAAUACAUUAUCACUAGAAAAGGUUAGGAGGAUUAAUGAAAUUGUUGUCAAAAGAAAAAUGUCUCAAUCUUUCAUCAAAUUCUCUAAACCUGUUUUGAAAGAAAAUGUUUGGAGAUCAGUCUGGAGAAUUUGUAUGUGGAUCUUGGGGUGUAAAGGACUAAGAGCAAGUGCCAAGGGGUUUUCUUGUUGUUCUUGUAAACUUUGCUUGAAGUUAUUGCCUGAGAAAACUGCGGCAGGAAAAGCUCUUGAAUGCAGAGCAGGAGGUUGCGGGUUCAACUCCUAGGGCCGGACCAAUACUCAAGGUCUUAAAAUAACUGAAAAAUGAAGAUAUUGCCUUUGCCCUGCAAACGGCUAGACCUUCACGUGGCUCGGAUGACCACCUAAAAUGGUGGAGGUGUAAAAAAGUGUCCUCAAUUAGUACUUUUGUGCUAAAUACAUUGACACACAAAAUAAUAAGGUGGAUUUUUAUUUUUUACUUUAUUUUUUUUUAUACUACACAAUGAAUUUUAAACCACUAACCACAUUAGAGGCCAAUAUAGUGUUUUGAUUUUGGUUCUAAAUUGACAAGAUAAAUAUCAAGUAUUGAAUGUUAUCUAGAGCAAAGUUCUUUAAUCCUAAAGAUGAGGUCCUGAAGAUGUUAGAUAAAAGAGAAAACAUUACAAGAAAGCAAGGCAUUCAUGUUGCUUAAAUUUGUCCAAAAGUUUUAUGCAGACCUGUCUCCUAGCAAUAAUUUUAAACAACACUUUCUUUUCUUUUUGGCCUUCAUGGCCCAGUAACCUUUCUAUGUUGUUUAAUGCAUUGUAAAAAGAAGCAAGUGGUUAUUAAUUUUCAUGGCUUCCCAUUUUUUUUUCAUAUAUUGCGUUAUCCUGAUAUUGUCUGCUGCACAAAAGGAUUUACAAUUUAUGACAGUGUUCCCUGAAAUAAUCUUUUUGAUAUUUGAUACACUCAUCCACUCCAUUUGAACAUGAUAAAGUGCUGGGAUAUUUGAAUAUAAAACAAAAAACAAGGUCUGAUUCAUUUCCAGUUCUUUCUCUUAUUUGUUUAAAAACUCUCUUUCUGCUAGCUACCUAUACCUUAAUUGGUUUUGGCUAUACUUACAUGUAUCUAGUGGAUGGGACAUUUACGGUUAUAUUAAGGUUACAUAAGUCAUUUAAUAAGACUGUUGAUUGAAAAUUUUUUUCGCAUUAUAUUGCUUUGUUCAAAAUUCAUGUAUAAAAAUAGUACAUUAGUAUAUUUGACAUUCCAUUUGUUGAAUUAUUUUACAGAAAAUUAGAAUUCUUGAUGAAGAAAAUGAUGGUACAGCUUCGGAGACAGGAAGCACUUGCAGUGGAGGUAAACUGUCUUUUGAUUAAAAUUAUGACUUUCCUCUGUUUUAUGGUAAGUAAGAUUCUUGACCAGCCAAACCUGAGUUUUUACUCUUCUUUGAUAAAAGUUGACUUGCUACAAGUCGACCUCUCAUUAGUUCCUAAAAGCGUGGUUAUUAGGAGACUGAUUAUGAAGAGCGGCAAACAUCAAGUAUAAAAGCAAUGGUGCUGUAGUUUAUAGUGGAGGCUCCCUGAAGGUGCACAAUCCUUUGUUUUCUUGUGUCAAAUUGUGACGGAAUAAAUUAAUGCAACGUUUUUAUUGGUCAAUAUGAUCAAAAUGAUAGGAAUGCUUUUGAAUGUUGUGCACUUUCAGGUCCACAAAAACAUAUCAACAAGGGAAUCUGACGUGUUUCAUAACCAUUCCACUCUAUUAAUGCUUAAAGGAAGCUUUGAAGUCGUGCAUCGAUUUGUUGAUCGCUCGACUUGUUUCACCUGAAUGGAGUUGAAUCAUAUCAUAAAUUCAUGGAUGAAAAAGUGAUUGACAUAUGCUGUGUCGGAAGUGGCAUCAAAUAUUACUGACUCCUAUUGGUCAAUUGUCAUGACAUCACUGAAUUGCUUGGUUGAAUUUUGCACCAAACAUGUAUGAAAAGUCCUUUAAAAUGGCAUCACCAACCAGAAAAAAAAAUUAAAGGACUAUUAGAAAGUCUAGUAAAAGUUAAGGACCACUGAUCAUUUCAUUGUUGUUGAUGAGACAUAUCAUAAUAUUUACAGAUGAUGGAAGCAAAAGUGGAGACGACGUAGAGACAGAGAGGUCAUUUGUGUGUAGAAUGAAAUGCAUACUCAACACCAGCGCUGGCUUUUUCAAGGUUUGUCGGUAGAAAUUGAUUUAUUUCAGGGUUUGUACGGGUCAUGGUAAACCUGGAAAGUCACGAAAUUUAUGCAUCCCAUUUUACAGUCCUGGAAAGUGGUGGAAAAUUAAAGUUAUGUUUGGUAGAUUAGUUACUGCAGAUGUCAAAGCAAGGAUAAUGUAAGAUGGAGACAAGUAAUUGAACAGUGCAAAGAGGGGGUGGGGGUGGCAUGGUCCACACAUUUUGGUGGACACCAGAGUGUGUGUGUUGAACUUGGUAUGAUUGAAACAUACCCUAAAACAAGCUAAAAUCAAGAUAGACCUAAGUUUAUGGAAAACUUUAAUGGUUCAUGGAAAAUUCCUGGAAAGUCAUGGAAUUUGUAGAGCUAAAAAGAGUUUGAACGGAAACUUGGGAAAAUUCUUUGAUUCUUGGUAUACACUUUCAUCACCUAUUUUUUGCAGACAAAAGUUGACUGUUAAAAAUUUCAAUUUCUAGAAUCCUUGUCAUGGGAAAUUAUGUUGUUAAUUAUGUCCAUAAAAAAAUAGAUGCUUAGUGUGGAUAUGUUUAACUCUGCAGCCAUUCCGAUGUAGUGGACGUCUACGUGAAAUGACCCUUCCAGAUAGUGAGAAACGUGAAUAUGGUCUGUUCAUGAUCUGUACUCCACUGGAAACUGUAUCUUCGUCAAUGCUUGAGAUCAGGUUAAAAACAUCAUUGUUCUGCACCAAGAACAGAAUGGACCUGAGUUUUAUGGACAUUGAUCAGAAGUAAGACGAUGUUCUUUCAUUUGUAAAGAUUUCAUUCUUUUAGAAAAUCAUUACUAUUAGGUUGGUAUUGCAACAUACUGAUAAAACUGGAAUCCAAGUGACAUUCCUCAUGAGGAAAUACUACUGGUAUAAGAGAAAUGGUAAUGGUAUGCUUUUCUUGCCAGGGGGCGAUCUUUGCUUGGCUAUCACAAGAGAGACAUAGCUCUGCAAUCAAGUUACUGUAUGAUUCAUUUUGAUGACAUCCCUGUACUGCAGACUCUUCACAAUGACUGUAAGUAAAGCUCUGCAAACUUUAAAUAUCCACAUGUGUAGCUGGUACACCAAAUUAAAGUUGUAGCCUCUAUGCCUUAAAGCGUAUGAGUAUGGUAAGUUAAGGCUGCAGUCACUGCUUGAUGUAAAAUAGCAGAGCCAUUGCAUAAACAAUCCAUAAAGCUGCUUGUCAUCUUUUAAAGGAUGCCUUUACACUUCAUUCUCAGCCAAGCUGGGAGAGCAGAUUAUUGUGCUUUGUAUUUACCCUGCCUUCACGAAAAUGAUUGACAGAACAGAAAACCCAAAGUCCCUUCGAAGUUUGCAAUACAACGAAUUUCGGUGUAACUGAUGAUAAUUUUGAAAUUCUGGUAUGUGAAAAAAUAAGAUAAUAUAAAUAUAUAUGUUGCAGUUAAUUUUUAAUUUCAGUUAAUUUUUGUUUUUCCUUUGUUUUAAAUUCAUUACCAUACAUUACCAUACCCCAAAACAAUGGAAAAAUAAAAAUUAACUGAAAUAAAAAAUUAACUACAACAUAUAUAUAUAUCAGCAUGCAAAGAAAGUAGUGUCCGAUAGCCCGCGGCUAGUGGAAUUUGCUAUCGGUCUACUGAAUUCUGUUAUUAACUUGCCCGACGGGCAAGUGAUCUUUUUUGAGGAAAUCAACUAACAGAAGAACUGUGAAAUCAAUUCUGCUCUUCAAAAAGCUUUUGGGGCUAGUUGAAAUGACGUCUGGGCUAGUAAAUGUUAGCUUCAGCUUGCCCUAAUGGCAAGCUGUAAAAAUGGUUUUCUUUGCACCCUGUUAUAUAGAUGUAGCCAAAACCAAAAGCAUUUUAAGAAUUUAUUUUUCUUUUACUAGUGAUGACAACUGGAAAAUGCCAAGGAACUUUCCGCAUGCUUAAUAAAAACCUCAAAUGGCAGUGGUUAACAGGAACAGCACAAGUGGUGUUUAAAGGAAAUGAACCUGACUUUAUUAUCACAACAAACAGGCCUCUGAGGUGGGUUUUAUAUAAUUUUUAUCAUGAAGAAAGGUUAUCAUCCUGAGGGUACCUUGUUCCUCUGACUACCAUGUACAAAUUUUCUUGUACAAGCCAGAACUGCAAUUAACCCUUUAAACUCUUAGGUAAAAAUCCAACAAAAUUUUCUAACAAUUUCAACCUUGCAAAAAUGCUUUGACAGAGUUUUAGUAAGUGAAAAUACUAUACAACUGAAGAGGUUUCAUUUAAAUGGUAAUACCAUACAUGUGUUGUGGAGGCUUGUGUGGCGGAGUGGUUAACGAUCCUCAAACUCCGGAUCUGGAGGUCCGGGGUUUAAGCCUCGCCCAUUGCGUUGUUUCCUUAGACAAGGAACUUUACUCCACUUUGUCUCUCUUCACCCAGGAGUAUAAAUGUGUGCUCGCGACAUACUGCUGGGGGGUAACCCUACGAUGGACUUGCAUCCCAUCCAGGGGGGAGUAGUAAUACUCCUAGGUGCUUCAUGCUAUGGAAACGGGAUAAGCUCUGGCAUUUGGACCUUUGCCUACCAAAAACGUGUAGGAUUUCAUCAGCAGACUUAAAGCAAAAAACUAUUUUACAGGACUCAAUCAUUCACUCUGGACAUGAAAAAGUGCUUAUUCUGGCUUUCAAGUUAAUUAAUAGAUUUAGCAAAGGGCCUGCCAAGUGAUAUCUGAUAGACAAAUUGCCCCGUGUUUCCUUGUCAAACAAAGGGAGACUGAAAUAACCAUAAGAUUAAGGUUACCAAAAAGGUUUUUCACCUGCUCUGGCGAAGACAUUUGGUGUAGAAAAUUCCCCAACUCAAAGCAAAAUUUGAGACAAGAAACUUCUUUUGCCACAAAAAUACUCCUGCUGCUUUCAAGUACUUCCAGGGAAUGGGUCACAACAUCAACCCACACUGUGUAAAAGUACUAUCCGACAAAAAUAUCAUCAUCAAGCGCUGGGUCAAGAAGGCCAUGGCUAUCAAGCAAAGAAAACCCUCUCUGAAUAGGGGCAAGGGACUGGACUUACGAGCAAUUUAUAAUCCUCUCUCGGGGUUGUCAGAAAGUUUUGAAGUGGACAGGUGAGUUGUUAAAGUAAGUGGCCAGUCUGUAAAGAAAAAACGCCAUCCGUAAAGAAAUGCCAAGCAGAAUAGCUGGCCGAUACUAACCAAGUAGGCGGUGAUUUUCGCCGGCAGCUGGCUACUUUUGACAACCCUGGGAUACAUAACAGCUUUUCUGUUACACAAUCUGACACUUCACAACGCUGAUGAAGUUCAAGCGAUUCAGUUGAAAUAUUGAUUUUCUGUCUCAAGUUUUGCACCGAGUUUUGGAAUUUUCAAUACAUGAGAUUGAGAGUCUCAAAGGGCUUCUUCCUUAGCCGAACAUUAUCUAAGUAACUGUGAUUUGGGUACUGUUUGCAGUGAUGAGGAAGGUGAAGAAAUAUUAAGACAAAGAGGGCAAUUCCCAGCUCUGCCAUUCACAGCAAGUGAUUGUGGGUCACCUAGCCCACGAAGCCCUGGCAGUCCAGCCAGUAUUGGAAGCUACAGGAAUGGUGGCAGUCCACAGGCAGUUCCUUGGGAUCGUUUCUCUGUGAAGAUGGAUACCUUUAAAUUUCCGAACAUGCCCACAAAGUACCCUAAUAGUAAUGGUAGAGUUAAGAAGAAGCCGCCACAGCAAAUUUCUGAUGAUAUUGCGAAGUCCCCUGCAAGCGGUAAGUGUUUUCCUUUUUUUGCGUUAAUAACGCUUCAGUAUACAGAUAAAAUAAUGAUAAGGCUAUGAGAGGGCCAUGGGUUUUUGGUAAAACUAAUAGCAAUGAUCUUGAAGACAACGUUAACUAUAUAUCUUAAAGUAAUUAUUGUUUCUUGAGAAUAUGAAGCAAUCACUGCCAGCCCUUUACCAUGUGAAAACAAUGAUAAAGGCAACAGAAAAAACUUUGGCCUUUGGCCAAGUUAUUCUUGAUGUGGUGUAUGAAAAUUCUCCACAGAGAUGAGAAUGGUUCCAGAAAAUUAGAAGUUAAUGGCCCUGGACACUUACUGUAUUAUAUAGGAAAUUAAUGGUCAGUGAGAUUAUGGUAUUGAAAAUAAUGCAAAUUUAAUGGAAAACAAAUUUCAGAUAAAGGAAAUUAACGCAAAGGAGGGGGUAACAUUUCAGACUGAAGUAAAUUAAUGUGCCGUUUACAAAGAAACAAAACUUGUUGAGACACAGGAUCAAAGUUAAAUGUAUAAUCUGAAAUGGAAACUUUGUGUGUGGUUUUUUCCCUAAAUGUACCAAGGGGAUCAAUGGAAGAAACCUCCCCACAUCGAGGGUUCUUUACAGUUUUACUGGUACUGGCAGACCUCGGCCCUGGUGCAAAAUACUCCUCUUUCUUGAGAAGUUGGGGCCAAAAUAAUGGAAAUUAAGUUCGCGGAAAUCCUCACUCCACUUAAUUAAUGGUGCAGAAAUAGAGGGGUUUGGGGCAUAAAGGAUACUUUGGAGAUUGAUUAGUCCGGGGGGGGUUACACUUGCUUAAUAAUCAAGGCGAAGACUUAUUUUGGCUAUGUAUGCACACGGAUAUAGAGAUUCCAUUUAAUUAAAAAGUAAAGUUUUUGAAUUAAAAUAGACAUGUGAGUCAAAAAGAGGCAUUUUAUGGUAUUGGGUCUUAGUUAAUUUUGUAUUCUGGCCGAGGGGUGGGCACUUAUUUAGUGGCAAGGGCUUGUUUGCUGGUGCUCAUUUGAGGAAGUAUGGCUUUUGUAGGAAAAAAGUAUUACGGUAUAGACUACAAACAUGAAUUUUGCCCAUUGCAAAGGUCACAAGGAUGUAUUUAAAAACCAGUUCUUAACUGUCAGAUCAGUCACUGCAAAAGGUGCCCAGUUGUUUUGUCCCCUGAGCAAAGAAAGAAGAAAGAUGAAAACAAUCAUUUCUUGUUAAAGCAUUUUGGCAUGAGUAGCUGCAGUUUCUUUAAAUCUGCUAAAGAAUUUCAGCGACUGAAUAUGAGCAAAGUCACAGGUGGGAGAAGUGACUGUAAACCACUGUGCAAAAACAUCACUAUCUUAUUAAUGUAAAGUUUGUUUUAUUGACUUGUUAAAUCCAAUGCGUAUAUGCAUGUAGGUGUAGCAGUAUUCCUAUCCACAGCAAGUUGCCAGUGUUUUUGUUAUUGCUAUGUGCUGCAACAUCCAUACGUGCAACCUGCAAGUCUCGCUGUUUCAUGACGGCGAAAUGGGGAUCAGAUGUGCUGCUGGUUUUCUUUCACUUGCCCGCUUAUUUUGUGCUAUGAGAUCCAUGUUUGGCUGCUGCCCCCUCUGCCCUCUCCCUCCUCCCUCUCCCUCCCCCCUUCCCCUGCCAUUAAGGUUACCCAAUAAUUUCAAGGCACCUCUCUAAACACUCUUAAAGAAACAUUCUGUAUUUCUUCAAGGGAUUGUGAUGUUUGAAUUUCUAAAAAUCCCAGCAAUUUUGUUUAGGCCAAUCCCUUUUCAGAAUGAAACAAAGACUACCUUUGAUUUUUACUCAUUUUAAUUAUUCUAAAUCCAUUACAGUUUUUGGUUAAAAGUUCAUGCUUAAAUAGAUAAUAAUGAGGUAAAAUUCGUAGGUUAUUUCGAACAUCUUGGCCUUUAAAGCUAUUUGGUAACCUUUCAUGUAAAUACCAUCUGCAAUCACAAAACUAUUGGCUGAAUUUCAGUGAUAAUGUACAUUAUUUCACCUGUAAAUGGAGACAUUUUACCCCUUUGCAUUUAGAUUUUUAAUUUUUACUGUGCAAUUUAUCUAGUAAUGUCUAUAACUGCCACUGAAUUUUCUGUGAACAUGAUCCAAUAAAAAAUCUCCUUUAAUUUUCUCUGAAUUACUGUAAAAAUGCACCUAAAACAGAACUCUUUGAAUAGAUGUUAUUUUGAAGAUGUACAUUUUGAAUCAAUAUGAAAAAUCCUUGAAAAUGUUUUCCAUCCAAAAUUUUUUAAAGCUCUCUCUAAGUACCUGGUAAUAGUCGUCCAAUUGGGACUCACCAUUUGUUCUGUUGUUAUUAGGUGCAACCUCCCCAAUGGAGGAAGAUCUUCCCCCUUCACCACAGCACCCUGGGUCCCCAUUUCCUGAUGCCCUCUUAAGUUCUACCUCUUGUACUUCUGCACCCUUGUCUCCGCCCUUGCUGGACUUGGGUGUAGAUAUACAAGCUGAGCUUGAAAAGGAUGCUCCUGACCUAGACUUCGCGCUUCUUGAUCCACAAGGUAAGAUGAACCUUGUGUUGCUCUCUUGCUCUCUCUCUCUCACUGCUGCUUGCUUUUCUUCGUUUCCGCUUUCUGUACAACGCAGACUCUUUCACUUAAAGUAACUCUAACGUUAUGCACCCUGUAAAUAAUUAAAGUAAUAACGUAAAGUUCUGUUAAUGUCUUUUAAUGCUGAGUAACUUUACUUCUAUAUUCUUAUCUAUUAUUUAUAAAUGUUAGUUAAUGGUUAUAAAGUUAACUUUGUUGGUAAUAAAGUUUAGAAUGAGAUCAAGUGCUCUUUCAAGGCCUUCAAAAGUAAUCAUAUAAUUUCAUUUGGUUUAAAUUAAAUUAAUAACGACACUGAUAUUCUAACCAAUCAGAGCAGACAUCCUUUGCCCAGCCUAUCAUCAAAUGCAGACGUGCUCACCCAGUCAAAAGGAAAAUUGCUACUUUGUGGCUUGCGUCACUUUCCUCAAAUUUCACUCAGUGAACUCGUUUUUGUGUUUGAGUAUGCAUUUGUUUCUCAGUGUCACUGUGACGUGUUAAGUAUUCUUAAGGUCAUAAAGGACUACUUUAGCCCUUAUGAUUAUGUACAAGAGGGAGGUUGGAUGCCUACCCCAUUCGUUAUAAGGUUGCCAUUCACCAUUUUGACAUAGACCAUAAUGCACCUUGUUUACCCUCCAACAUUUUGCACAACCAUUGUCUUUGCGUGUUCUCAGGACAACCGUAAUACCCUGGAGAAAUUGGAAAUGAUGGCUAUGCAUUUUUUUUUUUUUGCAUGGGGGGGGGGCUAAACAAGGUACGUAAUAGUGUAUGUGAAAUGGUUAGUGCAGAAAUUUCAUCAAAGUCUCUCACUUUCAUGGUCAUGUUUUGGUGAGACAGUUUUUGAAAACAUUAUUAAAAAUUAUUUUGGACGGAAGGCUGCUAUCUAUACAAGAUGCAGUAUUGGGAUUAGGGUUAUUCAGCGACGACAUCUUGAAUGUAGCAUUUCUUAUAAGGCCAUUUGAGUCAUUUACUAACCAAAUGAUGUUUCACACACCACUGCAGGUUGUAAUAAUCAUUAUAAUGCAAUAGAACUAAUACAGAACACUUCAAUGCAGUUGCUUUGCAUGAUUAACACCAGUUUGAGUAUGUCAGAGUUACGGCCAAUAAGACAAAUCAAGAGGAACCAAUUUUCUUUUUUUCAUUCCAUUUUUAGUCAUAACUUCCAGUAAUUCAGUCAUAGUGCGCUUGCCAGCUAGCACACUCAUUUUUAUAACCUUAUAAUGCAUGACAUUCCUAAAUGUACUAAUGGUGAUAAUCAAGUUUUUUCAUAUUUUUAUCAGUAUUUUGAGUGCUUAUUUUUUACGCCUUCUGUUUAAAGGGACAGUAGGGCCAUUUAUACCAGGAAAAAUAAGACGCAUCUUACAUAAGAUGCGUCUUAAAUAAAUGGCACAUUUCGUCUAAAAUAAGACGCGACUUAGCUAAGACGCAUCUUAUUUUAGAACAGCCCUUAACACCUGUUCUUAGAUAAGACGUGUCUUAGCUAAGACGAGAAAAACUUCGUAUAAAUGACCUUCGCGUCUUACAUAAGACGCAAACGCAUGGUACGCGUGCGUUAAUUUUUGGCGGGAAAAUUUUUGUGCCUUGUUGGUUGCCGUUGCUAUGGGCAACAUUCAUAUGAAAACGAGUCAAGAACAGAAAUAAGACGCGAACCAUUUAUACGAGCUGUUCUCGUCUUAGAUAAGACAUGCUUGUAUAAAUGGUACAGUUCACGUCUUAUUUAAGACGCGUUUUAUGUAAGACGCGUCUUAUUUUUCCUCGUAUAAAUGGCCCUAGUGUGUCACAGUUUGCUCCAUUGUGUAUAGUGGUUUUAGUUUUAUCACUUAAAUGUAUUUUCUCUGAACCUUAGUGACAGCAGAGAAAUGGUUUCUUAAUUUUGUGAGCACAGCUUCAUGACAAACAGUUUUUUCUCCAGAGCACCAAUUCAAAAUUACAAAUGACAAUAUUAAACUUCGAAAGCUUGUCAGACUGGACGGGUUUCAAUAUCGAUUGGAAUUGUCUUCACAGUUGCAUAAUGAUCUUUCACUGUUUCAGGUGGUCAUUUUUAUGUUUCACUCAUUUCAGUGGACAGUUCAUAAUGCUGAAUGUGGCUAAAUUGCCUUUAGAACAGCUUCCCUAAAAAUCUCUCAGCCAUGUGUCGGCAUACUGCCAACCCACAGUUCACUGACAGAUGACCAACAGCUCUGUGGCAGUCAGCUAACAGACUAGCACUAACCCCAGUUUAUUAAAAAAAUAUGUUCACCAUACAUUUGUUAUUACUGCUAACAGUCAUAAACCAACAGCCCAAUUUUUCCAAAAGUGCACAGACAGUUGCUGACACAUUGCCAACAGAUAACCGACAAGCGAUCAACAGUUAACUGACUGCCAGCCAUCUGUUGGCUGACACUUGGCUGACUGUCGGUCGACAGUCUGCCUACAGACAGGCUACAGAUUUUUGGGGAGCUGUUCUUCAAUUUCACGGAGAAAAGCACUAAUUGAACUAUAUUACACCCUUUCAGUUUUGGAUGUGUCUAGACUUGGCUCUGAUCAUCAGUAGUUUGGGGCUGAUGCUAUUCCAUAAAAUGAGAUUUUUGGUUUUUGGGCUCUUUUGUGCUCAUGUUUCCGAGAUGCCUUGUCCAUUGCAUAGGCUUAAUUGUGGGUGAUUGACUUGUUAACCCUUUCAGUCCCAAUAGUGACCAAGAUCAAUUUUCUCCUAACAAUAUCCAUACACUGUCAAGAGAUAAGUUAUGAGAAUUCAUAAAAUGAUCACCCAAGAGAAAAUGCUUUGAUCUUUCAUCAAAUUCUCUCAACUAAUUCUUUAAGGAAAUGUAUGGAAAUGUUGGGAGAAUUUGUAUGUGGAUACUGGGGCUUAAAGGGUUAAACUUUAUAUGCUGUUGGUUGUCGAUUUGAGUCUUUGUCUCCUUUUUUCCAUAAUUAUCGUGGAAUAGUGUGUUGCGCGGACAAUUUCAGCACUCUAAAACUAAUUUCAUAACCUGAAAUUAACUAUAGCAAAUAAUAACUGUCUGUGCUCAAACUGUGAACUUAGUUUUGAAGUACAACUCUCUGACUGUUUCUGCAUCUUAUUUCACAGAAUUGUCAUUAGACGAUUUCCCACUUGAACCACUAGAGAAUGUUUCGCGCAUUGAGGAAAUGGCGUCAUCCAUGUCACUACUGGCUGUUGAUCCACCAACGUACGAGGAAGCGAUACGUCUUGCUACAGAAUGUCUUUCAAGUUCAUCUAGUGGUGGACUAACAAGCCCGGAUGGAAGCCAUCCUUCGUUAUCUCAAAGUCCACCCCAAGGAAAUCUUGAGCAUUUUCCAGCUGCCUCACCUUACCCCUCCCCUGGUUACCCAUCACCUCAUAUGUCACCUGGUAAUUUGCCAACUCCAGACCCCUCCCCCAUUGGUAAUUCCAAUCCUUCCACAGCAAGUGUGAACAUCUCUUGGCAGGGUAUGGGGCAAAUGAAAGUCUCCUCUCAACCUCAACAGCACUGCCCACCCCAGCAAAACCAUCUGCCUUAUUCAACCAUCCCAUCGCCACAGCCUCCGAUACAAGUCCCAAGCAAAUCUGCUCUGAUCUCAGCUGAAAUGAAAAAGAGAGAAAAGAGUGAUACGUACCACCGUAACAGCUGCAUCUCGGGACAAUCACCCAACCCCAUGACAAGCCCUAGAAGAAUGCAAAAUAUGCCAGGUCAAAGUAUACCUAGUAACUGGCAACAGCAGGUGCAGUCAGUGCAACAUCAACCACCAACACACUUGCCGCACCAGCAGGGCUAUGAAUGGAAAGCCCCACAAGUGCAUACCGGUAAUCACAUGCCUUAUUUUCCCGGAGAAAGAACUGCCACAGCCACAAGGCCAGAUAACCCAGUUUAUGCCACAAAUAUGCAGGGGAGGAAUUGGACGGUCCCUCCCCUGUUUGAGGACACGCUGCCACCCCUUGAGUGUGACAGUGUAGGUGGCUACAUGAAGACUGGGCAAAAUGUUCAGGGUCAUCUUCAACACCACAGUAUGGACCCCUCUAUUUUAUCACCACCUUAUCAGGAGGACUUUCACUCAGGAUUCACUUUUCAAGGGAAUCCAUUACCAGCGAUGAGUCAAGGGCAAACAACUCUUGGGCACUGGUGA